AUGGUUAGCCCACUGCAAACCUAUAGAUUCCUCCUGCUAGGUGUACUUGGAUUCUCUCUGGUGAAGCUUGCUCAAAUUUAUUACUUAGAGCCACGAUCUAAAGAAAUGCCUACAAACUCCAAGAAUCUUAUCUACAAGAAUACUCCUUUUAACUAUAUGAACCAGAAAGAAACCAACGAUAAGAGAUUUCAAAGACUCACUGAAGAAGAAAUUAUAAAAGAAGGUGAGCAAAGAGUCAAAGAAGCCAUUAUCUUAGAUGAUGAUACAUAUAAAAUGACUAUGACGAGCGACCAGCACUCCUCGAGGUGGGUGUCCUGUUUAUAUCCAGAUGUGCAAGAGCUGCUCAAGGGUUGGGUUAACCUUGAAGCGAGAGACCCCAGCACUAUUUCAGCUGAUUAGUGGCCUGGAUUGAGCAGAAGUUUUUUGCAUCUUUUUUUGGCAUGCAGCGCCCAUGCCCAGUUUUGGUGUCCGAUUGAGGCAUGUCAGCUUACCUGCCUAGGCUGCUCCUUAAGCUGUCCCGAAUUGUGCUAGUAUUUAAGCUUUCCUUUGGCGGCAAACAAGGGUAAAAAGGAAAGACAGGCUAGAAAAAGACUAAGGGCUAAGUCUCUCCAUUUGAAAAGAGUUCCGUGACAGGGGCAGCCUGAUCUAAGCUAAGUAGGAUUGGGUAAUUUCGGUUCCUUGAGUUGGAAAUUGAGGCUUUAUGACUCAUGCCAUGGAGGGAAAUGCCUUUCCCGAGAAACCGGGGCUUUGGUCCAUGCUCAAGCUAACCAUGGGAACUCAUGAUACUUAGGAAGUGGGGACUAUAAAAAAAACACAAGUUAAUUUUAAUCUUAGAUGCUGGAGAACAAACAAGAAUAAAGAAAGCUAAAUAA
Molecule: messenger RNA, 872 nt
Organism: Blepharisma stoltei
Lineage: Eukaryota; Ciliophora; Heterotrichea; Heterotrichida; Blepharismidae
Source: the annotation of a GenBank genome assembly